Bursaphelenchus xylophilus (pine wood nematode) is the source of this 898-nucleotide messenger RNA. The record is from the annotation of a GenBank genome assembly. NCBI's taxonomy places the organism in Eukaryota, Metazoa, Nematoda, Chromadorea, Rhabditida, Aphelenchoididae.
AUGGCAACAAUUUUCUUGGGAAGUCUGACUGCUGCAGCGAUUUACAAACUCGUCCAGAAGUGGUUUCCAGCUUUCAAAGAGCGAGACAAUGUAAGUAAACUGUUUUUCGGUAUUUUGUUAGGCGUUUUACACAUUUUUUAAUGUCUUACCUUGUGUAAGGUUAUUUUAGGCCACUUUUUAAUUUUUAGGUAACAUAGGUCUAAGAUAAUGUAAAAGUAACCACAAUUGAAUAUUACUUCUAACCUGCCUACCCAUAGUUUAUGUUGUAUUUCAGGCCAUAAAGUACAAGGACGCCCUCGCUUUGGCCAUAGUUACAGUCGAUCCAACAGUUGAACCGUUUAUCCCUUCAGAAUCCGAAAACCAAGCGCUAACCGAACUUUACGACCACGUUUUUCGUCUCAAACAGCCAAGAGUUUGGUCCACUCAGAAGAAGAAGCACAUUCUUUUUGUCAGUGAAGAAUGCCCCGAGAAAAUUAUCUUGUUUAUCAGGAGAUGUGCUCAAGUUACCCCGUUAUUGCGAUUGAGGGCUGCAGAAUCAGAAGAUCCCAAUGAAAGAUUAAAGUAUUUGGCAGCAGGCUUCACUACGGCAAAGGAACACGGAGAAUGCGUCAUUUUGGUUGAGGAUUGCGGUAAGAAAGACGGAUUCAUAUUACUUUAGUCAUCUUCAGAUGCCUAUUUUUCUUCUGAUGCUCCUGUGAUCUACAAUCGUCGAGUUCUCAGGCAAUUCCUCAAUAUUAUGGACUCAUUGGUCAAAGACCGCCGACGGAUCACAAUCAUAGCCAUGACGAAUGGGAAAGGCACUCUUCAGAGCUGGUUCUUACAACGGGUACAACUUGAAGUAAAGUAUGAAAAGUUGAACAAACCGUCGCCCAACGGAAAUUCCACAAGUUCUGCAUGA